This is a messenger RNA of Cottoperca gobio, 1026 nucleotides long. RefSeq names its product forkhead box protein Q1-like. The record is from RefSeq and is a predicted model, not a curated record. Gene Ontology annotation, biological process: regulation of DNA-templated transcription. Gene Ontology annotation, molecular function: DNA-binding transcription factor activity; sequence-specific DNA binding. NCBI's taxonomy places the organism in Eukaryota, Metazoa, Chordata, Actinopteri, Perciformes, Bovichtidae.
CCAACAGGACUUAUAUCCAGACCUCUUCUGGUCCACAUCUGCUCUGAGUGAGGUUGUGAUCUCACUUCUGUGUGUGUGUGUGGGACCUGACUACUCUGAUCCUCCAACACACAAGAUGCAGAACAGGACUGAGAAGUGUGGAGCUCAGCUGCCUCUCUUUGUUGCAGCCAGCAGCUCUGAGCGAGGUCUGUUCAGGAGGAGCACCACCUACCUGGCUAAGAUCUCUGUCGUCCUGCAAGACGCUCCAGGCAAGAUGCUCACUUUUACUCAGUUGAUGGACAGACUGGCUCCAGUAAUCUCUGAAGACAAAAGAUCUGUUGAGAACAACAUCAGAGUUUGUUUAUCAACCAACAAAUGUUUUGUCAAGAUUCCAGUGAUCCCAGAUUCUCUGGACAGUAAGAGAAACUACUGGAAACUGGAGCCCAGUCAGAUCACAACAAAGAUGGUGCGUCGUCACUUCAAAGGAAUCCUGCGCCUCUUCCCUGAGUUGGCCUCCAAAGUGGAAACGGAGAACACGAGCAGACCAUCCGAGCACUGCUCAGCUGUUCCCUCUCCUGAACCUGUAGCCUGCAGAGCUGUUCAGAUCAAAUGUGAGGUGAAGUUCAGCAGUCCUUUCUCCAUUGAAUCCCUGCUGAAGAGAGACAGUGCCUCUGCUCGGGCCUCCAGAGCUUCUCCUCUGUCCAGUGUGCCGCUCAAAGUGGAGCAGCAGCCUCGCUCCACACACAGACCAGUUUGGACAAAGAGGAGCUUCAGCUGGGACUCUGAGGAGCCUCUCCUCCUACAAGCUUCAGCUGGAAGUUCCCCAAUCUGCUCAACAGGGGGCAGCACACACCAUGGACUCAGUGCUGAUGGAGCUGCUCAGCCCAUCAGGAUGCAUGUGUGCACUGAGUCCUCAUUCCCUGUCUACACAAGAGCCAGUGCUGCUCCUUAUUUCACCAGCCCACACAGCAGUUACAUCACUUAUCCUGUACCCGCAUUUACCCAUGAUGCUCUCCGUUUCUAUAUGUGAUGUGUUUGGUACAAUGA